This is a messenger RNA of Abrus precatorius (Indian licorice), 480 nucleotides long. RefSeq lists its product as uncharacterized. Gene Ontology annotation, molecular function: nucleic acid binding; zinc ion binding. Bases 1 to 480 code for a protein of 159 amino acids. Lineage: Eukaryota; Viridiplantae; Streptophyta; Magnoliopsida; Fabales; Fabaceae. The record is from RefSeq and is a predicted model, not a curated record. The transcript has a single exon.
AUGACCCCUGUCAGAUGCUUCAGAUGUGGGGGAUCUCACUAUGUCAAUCAAUUCCCUCAGACUGACAGCAGGGUUUGCUUUUCGUGCCAGCAGCCAGGGCACCUUGCCAGAGAUUGCCCAGUUUCUUCGGGCAGGGCUGCUUCUUCUUCAGCGAGUGCUUUGCACUCUUUUAGACCGAGAGCAGUGAGAGAGCCGCAUCAGAUUAGGCCUCGAGCGGAAGGCCGAGUAUUCACUACUUCUGGAACGGAGGCAGCUCGAGCCGCUGAUUUAGUUCAUGGCAGAGGAAUAGUAGCAGGUACUGCAUUGUUUGUUAUCUUUGAUUCUGGGGCUACCCAUUCAUUUAUUGCCAAUGUUUGUGCCGAGCGGUUGAAGUUGUCGGUGAGUGACUUGGAGUGUGAGUUGGUAGUGUUUACGUCGGCGAUGCAUUCGAUGACAAUCUCAUCUGUUUUCUUAGGAUGUCCGAUUGAGGUUGAAGGGUAG